Messenger RNA from Vitrella brassicaformis, 4217 nucleotides. NCBI's taxonomy places the organism in Eukaryota, Vitrellaceae. The record is from the annotation of a GenBank genome assembly.
UGUGAAGUUUGCACGUGCGUAUCGAUGCACAAAGUAAAUGAAUACACACACCACACCCACAAGCACACACACACACCAAUUGACAGACACGUGUCGAGCACUGAGGCCGAUCAUUGAGUGCACUCAUUGUUUUAUUAAACAGACGUGUGUAUGGAGGCGCAUACAAGACAUGUACAUCCACACGCACACGGACCGGACGGACGCCGUGUGUGACCGACCAAAGCUGACUGACUGACUCAAUAAUUAACGUGACGUGUCGGUCCGUUCGUGCCGUCCUGCAGCGUCUUUCUGCAGACAGAGGACGAACAUCCCUUCUCUAGCACUACACUCGGCUAAUUACGACCGCAUAGGUUACAUAUCUCUCUCUCUACGCAUCAUGUGUUACUACGGCAAAACCCAGUCAGUCUACCAAGUGAUCAAAUCAACCACCAAAAUCCAGCUGCUACAUAUGGGCCUUGCUAGCUGUGGCCAGCCUCUCAGUCUGAACUUCGGCUUUUGAGCUUGGUUCCUCUGUUUGGUGGCUUCAAUACCUGGGGGCGUUCGUAUGAUGCAGACACACACACACACACACACACAGAGAGAGAGAGAAGAGAGAGAGAGGACGUCAUGUGGCCGGCCGGACGUGUCGAGUGUUGACCGUGUCAGUCAGUGCGACCGACUUGCCUUGUAGAUGCGGACGAUCCAGUUUUGCGAUGUGAAAGCCUCCUCGAGAUGUUUGAACGUCACGUCCUUCUUGCCGAUCUCGGAGUUUCUGAUAGAUAGAUAGAUCCACCGACCGCCCACACACAUAACAUACAAACGGAACCGUAUGGAUGGCAAUGGGUAGGGGUGGAUGUGGUGUGGUGUGUGAUAGGCAGGCACCUGGCGUAGUCGAAUCCUCUUGAGAUUUCGGCGAAUCGGUAGUAGCAGCACUUGUACAUGAGCGAGUUGAUCAUCGUCUGAGAGGCGUCCUUGCCAACAGAAUACUGCACGGACACACACACACACACACGGGGAUGAGAUGGUUGCUGCCAUGUGGACUUCGUGUCGUGUUUGUGUGGCUGCCUGACUGACCCCUCUGGUGGUUGGGCUCAUGAAGUCGGCCUCCUGCACUCGUGGGUAGACACCCGAUGCGAUUCGGAUCAUCCACAGGAACUUGUUGAUGUCGUCAGACUGGUAACGCGCCACACCACCGAACACAACCUACGUAGACACACAGAGAGAGGGAGGGAGGGAGGGAGAGAGGGAGAGACGCAGGCAAUUUCGCUGUAGGCGGGCGGUAUGGUGAGCUCACUGACUGACCAGGACGUAAUCGACGUCAUGUUUGAGCAGGAUGGGGUAGGCGUCCUCCUCCUUGGAUGCCCACGCCUGAGAGAAUUGACACACUCACAUGAGCGACGGACGGAUGAGCCGUGAUGCUGUUUCUUCCCCCCACUGACCAGUCCGACAGUAGCGAUGUGCGUGUUGUUCCAUGUGUUGUUGUCCACCAGGACUGUGCGGUUGCCCAUCGUCGUUAUCUGAUAGCCGUAGUCCCACCUACCCAUCCAUCCGUCAGACAAACAGAGCCAUCCAUCGAUGUGUGUGUGUGUGUUUAGGAAGGGGUCGGCUGGUGUGCCUACCAUGACAUGAUUCGCGAUCUGGGGUAGGUGUUCUGCCUCAGCCAGUAGUAGGCCUCACGGAAGUCAUCCUGGAUGUGGCGCGCACCAUCGCGGCCGCGGUGAGCUGCCAGACACACCACCCCACCCACACACAUACCCUACCCGUCCAGUCAGUCGCUUUGCCUUUCACGUGUGUGUGUGUGUGUGUGUGGAUACCCACCGAGCACGAUGGAGGGGUGUGAGUAGGCGACAGAGGACGUCCAUGUGCAGUGGGCCACAUACUGCACGCACACACAAGACAGACACAGAGAGACAGGCGGUUCUUCUUCACACUUCUCUCUGUUUGACUUCAUACCUUGACGGUGCAAUACAGGAGGAAUCCCAGGCCAAGAAGCGCCAGCGUUCGCGACAUAUUGCCUGUCGGGGCCUCACCAAACGACAUAAACGACGACAGCGACGCUCCCGCGCGGCUGCCCUUCUGCACAAACAACCAAAGGUCGGAUACUGAUUGCAUGUGUGCGUGUCUUCGUCCUUGGGCUUUGGUGGAUGUCCUACGGCCUUGAGCUUGGCUUUUUGGAGGGCGGUAGGUGACUUGGCGUAGGUGACGAAGGCGCUGAGCAGCCAGGACAAGCCGAUGGCGGCCAGCACGGCAGCGGCGGGGGCCAGCACAAGCAUCAAGCGGAUCAUCACACCUACACACACAUCCACAUCCACAUCCACAUCCACAUCCACGUCCACGCAUCCAUCCAUCAGGCUCUCACUCCCUCCUUUUCGCACGGACACACCCACACAUUUGUACCUGAGAAGUAGACGGAGAGAAUGCCGUAUAGUCCGGCGAACACCAUUCCGUCGGUCAUGUGCUUGAAGCACACCAACAGGCCGAUGGGCGCCAGGAGGAUGAGGAUGUGAAGGUCCAGGAUGUACGCCGACCAGGUCGUGGGCUGGUGCUCUGACACCGAUGCUAUGAUCGGGAUGUACCUGCAAAGUGAUUGAUGGAUGCGAACGAAAGGCAUCCAUCCAUCCGUCAACCAUGUGUGUCAUGUGUCUCUGUGUGUGUGUGUGUGGUGGUAGUACUUUGAUGCGUAAGUGGGGUCCAGCAGAGUCAUCGAUCGCCCCGACCAACGGGACUUCCCCUGAGCGAUGGACAAAACACACAUUCCACAUAGAUGCGCCAGUGGCCAGCGGCUUCUCUUGUUCGGCCUACGGUGAUGGUGAGGUAUGAGAAGAGGAGCAGGAAUGCGCCGACGACACCCACGACGAGCACCCUGACCAGGAACUUGAUGCCCUCUCGCGGAAUGAGAUCCCGCAAAUACUGACUCGCCAUGUACGCCUGAUCCAUCCAUCCAUCCAUCGAUGCAUUCACGCAUUCACUCAUGGAGCGCGUGUGCACGUGUGUGGUGUACCAAGAGCAUGAGGAAGACGCCGUGUGACGCCAUGUGCUCCGAUGAGGUGACGGCCUGGAAGUUGACGAACGGGAUGUUCAGACACAGCAUCGUCCCAAUGAUGUACCUAUUCGCCCACACACACAGGCAGGGUGCGGUGCAUUUGUGUUUGCUUGUGUGUGUGUCUGUGUGUGUUUGUGAGCGUGUGUCAUCAUAUUCAGUCGCCCACUCACUCACCAAGUGCAGAAGACGACAAAGUGUCUGCCUGUCACUCGCCCCAGCAGUGUCAUGGCCACCAUAUAGAUGGACACUGUGUUGGUGAUGAAGACGUAGCCGCCCCAGGCAGACACCAUGUAGAAGUACGCCAGCGCCGCCAGCAUGCCCCACAGCAUCGUCCCCGUGUGGAUGGCCUUGACGAACACGUAGAAGGAGAACACCAGCGCAAAGAUGGCCACUCCCUCGUUGUCGUAAGACCCAGCCACCGAUCGCGAGAGAUAUGAAGGCGCGAUGCCCAGGAACACCGCGCCGAGCAGCCCAGCCUCAGACCGCCCGGUGACCUCUUUGGUGAAAAGGUAUGAUGCCAUGGCGGCGCAUCCCGAGAAGAGGGGAGCGAGGAAGACGCAGACGUCCUUGAUGUCGAUCAUGAUGCCGAAGAAGUGGAGGGCGUGGAAUAUGAGGUAGGAUGUGGUCAUCAGGCCGGGGUAGAGCGUCUGUCCGAUGACGCGGCCGAGCGGGUACCAGGAACCCUCGUCGAACCAGUUCCAGAACUCAUAGUAGCCCUCGCGCGAGAGGAAGCGCGUCGUGCGGAAGUUAAAGUAGGGGUCGAACUCGUGAAUGACGCUCUCGAAGCGGAUCACGGCGAACAGACGGAUGAAGAAACUCAUCACGCAGAUGAGAAACAGAAUCGAGUACUCGAGGACGGGAGACCAUCGCUUGCCGACCUUAUUGAUGGUUCUCGUCACCUAAAGGACAAGCAAACGAAACGAGUGAGUGAAGCGCGGGGAAACAAACAAACCGAGAAGCAGACACGACAGGAUGUGGCGAAGAGUUGUGUUGAGUGAUCUGCUGUGUGUCUGCUUGCCUCAUUGUCGAGCAGGAAGUCCACAGGCCCUUCACUGCUUGGCUUCAUCUCUGUCUGCAACACCUGCCUGCCACUUGCACAAGGCGUCUCGUUCUCAACCAAAGCGUGAUCCUCUCUGCUUCACUGCCAGCCAGGUGACUGCAUCCAGAAAUCACGGCUGUUUGAGCGCAUUCCACC